Molecule: messenger RNA, 1449 nt
Organism: [Torrubiella] hemipterigena
Lineage: Eukaryota; Fungi; Ascomycota; Sordariomycetes; Hypocreales; Clavicipitaceae
Source: the annotation of a GenBank genome assembly
AUGGCUGUAAUCGUCAGCGUCGUCCUCGGCGCUCUUCUUUUACUAGUGGUUAGACAUUAUUUCAUUUGCACCAUUUCACCAAUCGCCCGUAUUCCUGGACCUUGGCACACAAAGUUCGCCGGCACCACCGUCCUGUACCAUAGUGUCGUAGGUUCUCGGUGCGAAUACAUUCACGCACUGCACCAGAAAUAUGGUGGUACGGUCAGGCUUGGACCAAAUGAAGUUAGCUGCACCGAUCUGGACGUUGUCCAAACCAUAUACAGUCUGAAAGAAGACUUUCUAAAGACAGACUGGUAUGCCAACUUUGUGUUUGCCAAGGAUGUUGGUCUCUUCACCACUUCAGACAAAGACUUUCAUCGUCAACGACGCCGUCUCUUGGCUCGUGGACUCACCGAGUCGUCACUCACAAAGGUCUACCAUGUGACUACUGAGCGAAUUGAUGUUGCCAUGCAGCAAAUGAGGAGCGACUCAACUCGUAGCGGUUGCGUCGACGUGCACAAGUGGUUCUAUCUUCUAGCUACAGACGUGAUUGGCGAAUUGACGUUUGGUAAAUCGUAUCGAAUGCUUGAAAAAGGAGUCAAGAGCCAAUAUAUCAAAGAUUUGGGCGAUUCUGCAACACUUGGUGCAUUCAAGGCAUUCAUGCCUGUUGUUGCCUCUGUUCUCAUGCUGUUGCCAUGGCCUCUGAACAGGUUUUCCAAGAUGCGCCAAAACUUGGAUGAGUAUGCUGACGAGUCGCUCAAGAGGUUCAUGAGCGGCGCCUCUGGCAAUGACAAACCUGAACACUCGCUCUUUGGUGAUAUGUUUGACGCGUUUGACAAGGGCCAAGUCACGUUUCACGACAUUCAAAUUGAGGCCCAGUCGAAUAUCCUGGCCGGCACGGACACCACUGCAAACACGCUCACCUAUCUCAUAUGGAACGUGUGUCGAGAUGCCUCUAUUCGGUCGAGGCUGGUGGAGGAGCUUCAAACACUCCCUGACUCAUAUGAAGACAGUCAUCUCAAGGAGCUCAACUAUCUAGACUGCGUGUUGCAAGAGACAUUGCGAUUGUGGACGGCGGCGCCAUCGUCUCUGCCACGAUGUGUCCCGAAGGGAGGUCUGCAGGCAGGGAGACACUAUAUCCCCGAAGGAGUUACCGUUUCUACACAGGCUUAUACGCUGCAUCGAAACGGCGCUGUUUUCCCUCGACCAGCAGUAUUUGAUCCAUCUCGAUGGGAGCAUACCACAGACGAAAUGAAGCGCUCUAUGAUGCCAUUCGGAAGGGGCCCCCGCAUUUGUAUAGGAAUGCAGCUGGCAAUGCAGGAGAUGCGUCGGACUGCGGCUCGAUUCUUUCUAGAAUUCCCAGAUGCGACGGCGUCAACCAAGAUGGGGAUGACGGAACGUGAUAUGGUUCCCAUGAAUCAUUUCCUGUUGUAUCCUUCGGGUCAUCGAUGUAUUGUUGAUGUUAACUAA